AUGGAAAAGAGAUCAAUCAUAAACGGCCCUUCAACAUCAACCCAAAUGUGCGCUAUUAGUUCAGAGGAGGAUAGCGAUUCGUCUCCCGACGAAACCAUUGAAGACACCUUACCAGAUUUGGAUGAAGGUGUGUAUUUAUGUCGGUGUGUGUUAAGUCUGAUUUAUGUCAAUGUUCAUGUGAUUUAUGUUUCAGAUCUAGAAUCGGAGAAUGAAGUUACCACUAUACGAGAGAGUCCUGUCCAAAGUCAAGGCAAGUCAGCAGCCGAGAAAAAAACCAACGAGAUCAACAUUGCAAAGGCAAACGCUGCCAAGUCCAACCUUUUAAAGACAAACGCUGCCAAGGUAAACGCUACCAAGACAAGCACUGUCAACACGGUUGCUGAAAAGCCUGUCACUGCUAAAGUCAGUGCAAACAAAUCCCGUCAUUUGAACAAUCUCGCGAAAACGGUUUUCUCCAAGAUCUUCAACACGCAGAAGGAUGGUGUCGAAACCAUCAGUCGUUUCAAGCAGCCACUUGAUAUUGAGCCCCUCUCUCCCCUCCGUGACAUGAACCACCAGCUUCCGGCUCCAAUGUCGUCUUUAGUUUCCAGUCAUCAGCAUGUCGCAGCUUCUCCUGGCUCCAAGAGGCGUUUUUUUGUCGAUAGCAAUACUUCAUCUUCCCUCAAGAAACCCGCGAUUGCUCAAGAAUCCUCCUUCGACAAGAAUGUUUCUCGGCUGAUGUUGAAGAAAUCUUGCGAGAUCCUCCAAUGUGUUAAUCGAGUGGAACAGAAAAUUGAUCGACUGCUGGCCUUCCAGGACAACCAACACAUUGAAGACCUCUUCGACGAAGUUAUGAAGUUGCCUGUUGACGACUGUGACAGCUGGCAUAUGCUGGAGGAUCUUUUGAUGGACAAACGCAAUUGCAUCAAACUGGUUUCAUAAUAUUCGACAUUGGGUGGCAGUGACCUUGGUGACUUCGUCCGCCGUAUAUGGGCAGCCCUUGUGACGGACAAAUUUGGCUGCGAGUUGUCGUGGAUAGGAAGAGAUAAGAAGAAAAUAGCCGUAAAAGGAUCAAAUUGCUUUUCUCUCGUUGUUAGAACGGUAAAGGCAAACAUAAAGUACGUAGAUGUCAACGAUCCUGACAUUGAAAAGGCUUCCCAAGAUUGGAUUUUCUAGUCAAAACGUCGAGUCCAGCGCACUGAAGACACUUCAAACGUCGUUCAGUCGUGUGUUCCAAGUCUGUCGGAUUCCCCGGUUGCCGGAACCGGUGGAUGCAACAGAUCCGCAGUAUCCAACAUUUAAAACUCGGCUAGUUCGUCCGUCUCCAAUAAAGGCAAAGGGAAGAAGUAAACUAAGAAGAAACAAAUUAAGAAGAA
This is a messenger RNA of Daphnia carinata, 1355 nucleotides long. RefSeq lists its product as uncharacterized. The transcript is spliced from 3 exons. NCBI's taxonomy places the organism in Eukaryota, Metazoa, Arthropoda, Branchiopoda, Diplostraca, Daphniidae. Bases 1 to 921 code for a protein of 306 amino acids. The record is from RefSeq and is a predicted model, not a curated record.